Messenger RNA from Porites lobata, 6562 nucleotides. Lineage: Eukaryota; Metazoa; Cnidaria; Anthozoa; Scleractinia; Poritidae. The record is from the annotation of a GenBank genome assembly.
AUGAUAAUUGGGCAGGCCCGGACAGGGAAAACCAGUCUGAAGAGGUCGUUAAAAGGGGAACUGUUCAAUCCAAAUGAAGGAAGCACGAAAGGGAUAGAGACAGAUCCGUCCUAUUUUAAAGUCUCGACAGACGUCUGGAGAACAGGCCAGAAAAGCGAAGAUACCGAAUCAGAGCCAACGUUUUUGUUAGACCACCAGGUAGCCCAAAAGAUAACUGAAAGCUUAAGGAAAGGAGACCGUUUCGGGGAUCCUAGUACUAGCAGGGCCAAGCCAUCAGUUAACGAUUCCAUUCCUAGCAGUAGCGGGAUGGACCCUUCACUUCAAGACUCCAAAGUAGUCGAUCUGAGCAGUAGCAGAACCGAGCUGUCACUUGACGCCUCCAAUGUAUCUGAGAAAGCCCAAACCAGUUCAUCACGUACAGAACAGAGCGGAAGCGAUCCAUCACUUCAAGACUCCAAAUAUCAUCUGUCUGUUCCAGAAUUACCAGAAAACGUAGCAGCAUUAGUUCAAAAUUUGCUUGAACAUAGCCAAGAGUUUGAGGACGAAGACAACAUAUAUUCCAUCAUUUGGGAUUUUGGAGGACAAUCUGUUUACUACGCCACACACCCAAUUUUUCUAACAAAACAAGCCAUCUACAUUUUAGCAUGUGAUCUAAGUCGUGAUCCAGACCAGAAAGCCAAAGCUCCCACGAAAAAAGGCAUGUAUGAAAAUAAAAUAGACACUCACUGCAAAAAAACAAAUCUCGACUAUCUUGACUUUUGGAUGACAUCAGUUUAUUCUUUGGUUAGUCCAAGUACUAACCGUCAGGAAACCCUGUCACCUGAAAUGUUGCCUGCAGUAUUCUUGGCGUGUACGCAUGCUGACAAGCCUUACAAAACCAAGGCUAACCCCAAAGAACUUGCGGAAAAAAUCUUUGCUACUUUAAAAGACAAGAUUUAUGGUGAUCUUCUAAAAGACGUGUUUGUUGUAGACAACACAAAGUCAGGUGGUAAUGAUGAGUGCCAAGACGUGAAAAAUCUGAGAGAAACAGUACUUUCUGUUGCCAAGGACCUUCCACAGAUUAAAAAGGCCAUUCCUUUAAAGUGGCUGAAGUAUGAAAAGGUUCUCCGUCUGCUGAGCGAGGAAGGAUAUAGGUGGAUACCCAUCGAUCGCGCCAGACAGAUUGCUUCUGAUGAGUGUGGAAUUGAUGACGAUGAACAGUUUCGAACACUGCUUAACUUUUUACACGACCAGAGAAUUUUGAUUCAUUUUAGUGAAACAGCAGAUUUGGAAAAAAUGGUUAUUUUGAGCCCACAGUGGCUCAUUGACAUCUUCAAGGAGGUGAUUACUGUUAAACAUUUCAAGCAAACGGAUAAAAGAGUUGCGAGAUUAUGGCGUGAUUUUGAAAAGACUGGAAUCUUAGAUGAAACACUUUUAAGUCAUGCGUGGAGACCCUUGUCUGAUAAUCGAGAAACCUACGAGAACCUCAUUGCUAUAAUGGAGAAAUUUAGCCUACUUUGUGCAUGGCCCUCAGACGGGACCACUCAGAAGUACCUUGUACCGUCCAUGUUAAUGUCUCCCCCAACAGAUGAUGUCCUUAAGCACCUUGAUUGUGUACGGACCCCUUCACUUUUUGUGGUGUUUGAAUCAGGCAGAGUUCCUCCAGGCUUGUUCUCGCGACUUGUUCUGCAGUUUCAUUGGUUGUGUCAAAAGGAGUGGAAGGGCGAGAUAAAUCCUGAUUUGUUCAAUAAUUUUGCUAUGUUUCACAUUCUUCCUGAUCGUGCAAUUUCUGUAGUAUUUAUGUUGCAUUCCUCGUCCAUUGAAAUAGUUUUUCACGAUGGAAAGGAUGUUCGUGAUCUAAAUACAAGCCGAACCAUUUAUUCGCAACUGAAAUGUCUUCUUGAACACAUUUGCAAGGAGUUCUUCUGGUUGAAGCACGCGAAGUACAAAAUGUGCGUUUGCUGUCCGGUGUGUUCUCAAGAAGGCGGUGUCAAGUGCCGUGAUCAUGGCAGGCGUGGUUGCGAUUGUGUGCACUUUUUGUCGGAGUCAGAGUUGCGUGAGCGGCAACAUUGCAGUGAAUCUGGCAUUUUUGGGGAUCGCACAAUUACUAUCACGAUGUUUGAACAUUGGUUUGCUUUCCCGGAUUCUCAGCAAAGCAACAUUCCUCUCACUAAGGUUAGUUCUUAAAUUCGCUUUUCCAAAACACGAUCGCGAGUGGCUCAUUCGGCAAUCAAGACAUUUUAGGUACAAGCUUUGGUCACGAUGGUUUCUGGGAUAGUUUGGGUGGAUAAACAUUGGUGGGUGUUUCUCAAAUAGGCCAUUUGCACGAUGGCGUCAUUUUACUACUACUACCACUACCACUACCACUACCACUACCACUACCACUACCACUACCACUACCACUACCACUACCACUACCACUACCACUUCUACCACCACUACUACCACCACUACUACCACCACUACUACCACCACUACUACCACUACUACCACGACUACCACCACCACCACCAGAAAUUUCAAUAUGAAAGGAAGAACGAAAUGAAUUCUGGUCUUAGUAGUAAAAAGACAUCGUGCAAAUGGCUUAUUGGCUGACCAUUCACAACUAACACUUCCUCCUAAAUGAGUCCAGAAAUCCUCCUGCCGAAAGCAUCCUCCCCUUAAAUUCCCAAAAUAAACUUACCAAUAAGAAGUCGAGCGUGGCAUUGAAUAACGUGGAGUUAAAGUUCCACUGAAGUCCGGUCUUUUAAAGGUAAUAUUAAGACUGGUGAUGCCUGGAAGCCACCUUUCAAAGAUGCAAAAGCACUCGAGGUGAAGAUACAUCAUGGCACGAUUUUGAGCGGACUCGUAGAAUUGUUUGAUAGCCCCAAGCAUUGUAAUGCACUCAUCGAACGAUUCCGAGAAGCAGUUGCUAUGGAAGGAGAGGGUGAAGGUGAGUUUUUGGCAAGAGUAAACUUUUGGUGACCUUGGCCAUUAGACCACAGUUGGCAGGAUGACUCAAGUCAGUGAAUUGAAAUAAAUGCCCAAAUCCUUCAAAUUCCUUGUUAACAGAAUACCUUUCAGUGAAUCAUUCUAUGAAUAGAGAUUAAUUAAAUGGAAACUGUACAGGAUCGUUCAAAGUGGAUCAGUAUUUAUUAUAUGCUUUCAUCGGUCUUUGAAACUGAUCCUAAGGCCCCCACUGACAUUGAAAUUAUCUUUUAAAUUUGUAAUAAUAACAAUAGUGAUGAUCGUAAUAAUAUUAAUAAAUGAUAAUAAUAAUUUGUUAUUAUUGUUUUUGUUAUCAGAACUUAAAGGGAAAAAUCAAAUAUUAUUGUCUGGUAUUUCAUAAUGGAUGCUUGGCUGGAGUUGCAUUACCGAGUCCUUAAUUAAUAUUUCUUAUGAUUUAGAGUCAUUUUGUGUAUCUGUAUUUACAGCAGCAAGAUGUGACUCAACGUGACAACAAUGACGAACACUGCAUAACUCCUAAGAAAGGUAAGCCCCCCCCCCCCGGCCCAUUUAUUCUGGUUUUUGGCAAACAUUAACUUUCUGAAAACACGAAAACGGUUCGCUUUUAGAAAAGUUUCAGUUAGCGGGAAUCGGAAGGGCAUAUGAAAAUUAGGUCACCUGUAAAUUUUCUGUGGUAUAUCUCGAAAGUAGCGAUUGCUUUGGCCGCCGAAAAUUAGAAGGAUUUGUAUGGGAAAAACAACUCUUGCCAACCAGUCACGCUUGAGUGGUUUUCCAUACAAAUCCUUGUCAAUUUGGAAAAUUUUAAACUGUCGUUAACUCUUUCCCUUAAGCAUUUAAAGGCUCAAUUGUACGUUAUGAAGGAAAAAGAAAAUUUGAGCCCAGUUAUGCUUAAGAAAGUAUUUUACGACAGUUUGGAAAAUUCGAAAUUUUUGUUGACCAUCUGGGAGUGCGAAAGGAUAUUGUCAGUUACUACGGUUAUAUUAAGUAAGGCCUACCUUUGACUGAAGUUUAAUGUUAACCUCUGCAAUCUGUUUUGUAUUAUUUUGUGUUUUAAAUUUAUCUGGCAAGCAGAUCAGAUUUCAUGUUGUUCAUUUUCUGCGUGAAGUUUUGAUAUUUGUAGUUUGUAAAUCACCGUUACUGUCUCCGGAGCAAAAUAAUGAUUUAUUUUUUCAUGUCCAGUCUUUUAUGUCUGAAUCGACGAGAUUUUGUUUUGCUGCCGCUUUGACUAGUAACUAUUUAAUGUAAUUUUUCUAUUUAAUGUUAUUUCGAAAAGAGCUCUCUUGAUAAGUUUUUUUACUCUUAAGGCAAACUUCGUCAAUAAAAUAUGUUAAAAUAAAUUUUUAAAAAAAAUCAAAACGGACGAAAAUCACGAGAGUAUCGAAACAUUUACUUCCCUCCCCCUUUGCCUUAUCACCCCUCUCUGUCGAACGCACUCCCCUAAUUUGCAUUUAUUUAUUUAUUUGCAGGACUUUUACAGAGCAAAAAAACAGAUACAAUGGGGAGGGUCAAACAACAGAGCGAUGCUUCAAUAGACCCUUCCACGGUUUUUUCAACUUUUUCAUGACUGAGGAAAAAUCCGUCGACACCCCUGCAAGGAAGGCCUUAAAAUUAGCAAAAUUGUCAAGUCUUAAAGUGAUGCGUCGUAAGAGAAUGAAGAUACAGCUCCGCAAAGUUGUGAAAAUUUACAGACGUUUGCAUGGUGGGGGGAGGGAAGGGAAGUUCGUGCCCGCCACCAUAUAAACGUCUUUAAAAGAAGAAGCUACAUCUUCAUUAGUUUUCAACAAAUCACUUUCAAACUUGGCAAUUCUGCUAAUUUAAAGGCGCUCUUUCCAGCGCAGUUGACGAAUUUUCCCAAACCUGUUCACGUCAAAAAUUUAAAAAAAAACGCGGAAAGGUUUAUUAAAGUGCGCUCUUGAGAACUAUUAACACCCCUCACGACAUUGUUGUAAGAUCUUGGGAAGAUUUUUUAAAAAAACCCGUUUAAAUUUCGUCAUAACCGGAGAUCAGGUCGAAUCUUGGCCGCUUUUUUUUGUUCCCCUUGAUUUUUUUUAACCGUUCAAAACGAAAAUAGAGGCUGAACUCAACUUAACUUUGUCACAAAAUCGCCGUAACGUUUUUUUGUCUCCAAGUGUUGAACCCGUUAGAUGUGAAGCAUCUUUCUUAACUAUUGUUUAACUCGUCCAUGCGCAAUGUAGCUAAUAAACAUGUCUUUUCGCUAAACGCGAUUAUUUAUUCGAAAGGGUUGUGAGAAAAUUUUGACUGUUUAGUAACAACAUUGUUAUUAAUCAUUCUAACAAUACUCAUUGUUGUUGUUGUUGUUUUUUUUUUUUUUACAGAAACUGCAUCGGAAAGAUCUGCUACUGAUCCACCAGAAGUCAUCAUUAAUCAGCUUAAGAAUCAGGAUCUUCCCAAAAGUGUGACACACUUCGAUGAUUGCCUACUGCCAGUCGACAUUUUGUUGCUGACGGUCGAGGAUUGUGAAUUUCUAAGCUGUCUGUCAUAUCUGAAUCCUGGUUUCUGUAAGACUUUUCACAGAGAUCUUGGCUUUGUGUACCUCGGAGAUAUGGGAAAAGAUGUAAGGAAGUUAAACAUUGCUGUAAUGAACUGCUACAGGGGUUCCGCCUCUCCAGGAGGAUCCAUGAUUGUUGUAUUAUAUGCUGUCAACGUCUUAAAGCCCAAAGCAGUGUUCUGUGUGGGUUCCUGUACGAGCUUAGACUACGACAAAGUUAAACUUGGAGACAUAGUAAUGUUAGAGAAGUUAAUAACAUAUGGUCCGUGCAAAAUCACGGAGGGUGGCAUUGAAGAACGUGGAUUUAAAGUUCCACUGAAGUCCGGUCUUUUAAAGGUGAAAUUAAGGGCUGGUGAUGGCUGGAAGCCACCUUUAAAGGAUCCAAAAGCACUUGAGGUGAAGAUACAUCAUGGCACGAUUCUGAGUGGACCCGUAGAAGUGAUUGAUAGCCCCAAGCAUUGUAAGGCACUCAUCGAACGAUUCCCAGAAGCAGUUGCUAUGGAAGAAGAGGGUGAAGGUGAGUUUUUAGCAAGAGUGAACAUUUGGUGACCUUGGCCAUUAGACCGUGGCAAGUAGGCAGGAUGACUCAAGUCAGUGAAUUGAAAUAAAUGCCCAAAUCCUUCAAUUUCCUUGUCAGCAGAAUAAAUACCUUUCAGUGAAUUAUUCCAUGACUAGAUUAAUUAAAUGGAAACUACAGGAUCGUUCAGACUGAAUCACUGUAUAUUUAUUAUAUGCUCAGUUCAUCGGCCUGUGCUUAUCGAUGCUUUGCCCUUACAAUCAAGCCGGCUAAAUUACGAAUUGUCAAAUUUUGUUUUAACUAUCUCUCACAAUCCUUUCCAGUUGCCUUUUCUUGGCUUUUCUUACAUUUUCUGAGUUUCAGUCAUAAUUACUUCACUUCUUCAUGUAUUACUAAUCUUUAUUAUAGGCGUGUUUGCUGCGGCUCACGACCUCGACAUUGAGUGGAUCGUCAUUAAAGGGAUUUCGAAUUAUGCGGGUGGCAGUAAAUCAAAAGAGACAUCAUGGAGGCCAUUUGCAAGUUUAAUGGCAGCUUCAGUAACGGCUCAUAUUCUCAGCGAUGCCAUCAUUUUUCAAGACUGGCCUCACUUUGACAGCAGAAGUAAGUACUGA